Messenger RNA from Caenorhabditis remanei, 642 nucleotides. RefSeq lists its product as uncharacterized. Bases 1 to 642 code for a protein of 213 amino acids. The record is from RefSeq and is a predicted model, not a curated record. NCBI's taxonomy places the organism in Eukaryota, Metazoa, Nematoda, Chromadorea, Rhabditida, Rhabditidae. The transcript has 6 exons.
AUGCCAACUUUAGAUGUUCCAAUUGAUGAGUUUUUUGGAGAUAUCCCAGAGUCAACGAAAACCGGGUUAUACUAUACGGUCGUCACUCUUUUUGUAAUAUCAACAUUGGCUUCCACCUUACUAUCUGCUGCCUUUUUGGUGUUAUCUAUCGCUCUCUGGAGUCAUUUCAAACCGAUUCUAUUCUUUUGGUUCCUAUCUCAACUCACGUUUUCUGUUUUUGUACUAUCAGCGUCUAACUUAUUGAUCAAUGUCCCAGCAACACUAUCACUGCUUUCUAAAGAUGUCGCUGAUUCAGCCAUCUUCAAAUUUAUCUCAUAUCUUAUUGACUUCUGUCACUACUCUAUUAUUUUCUCUAAUCUGAUAAUUGCUGUUCAACGAGGGUUUGUCUUUUUCUUAAGAGAUUUGACUGACACAGUUUUCAAUCCUCCUAUUAUCUACGUCUGGUUAGCAUUGGUCUGGGUGUUAUCAUACGGUGUCGAAUAUAUUCUGAUGUCGUCUAACUGCAGCUACAGAUAUGAAGUAAAACCAAAACGUUACGAAAUGAAAUGCGAAUCUGUUGCCCAAUCUUCAUUGAUUGUAAACUCAGCCACGCCGGCAGGAAUUCAGUUGAAACUAUUCUUCAAAUAUUACUUCCUACGUUAA